AUGUCUUUCACAGAGAAGGUGUCUCCUCACUACUUCAAGGUGUUCUGCAAUGAUUCACCGUGUAUUGUGGACACAAGGACAUCUGUUUAUGAGAUCACAAGCGUGAGCGAACACGUGCCGUAUUCGGGACUUGAGAAGAUGUUCGAACUUCCUGCACCAAUGGCGAAUCUGCUAGAUCGAAUGCGGAGUAUUUGCCUUGCCUACGAGCAUGUUGAUGAUAAACCGCUAGUGUUGCUUCUAAGUGGACCAAGUGGGAGCGGUAAACGACUGCUCGCUACUCAUUUGGCGAAGGAGAUUCACCGCAACAUUCUCGAAGAGAACAGCUAUAGACUCUGGGACGAGUCAGUCGACAAAAUGGAGACCAAUAUAAAAAAGGUUUUUGAAGAAGGUUGGUAA
This is a messenger RNA of Cooperia oncophora, 396 nucleotides long. The record is from the annotation of a GenBank genome assembly. Lineage: Eukaryota; Metazoa; Nematoda; Chromadorea; Rhabditida; Trichostrongylidae.